AAAUGUUUUGGUAGAUUUUGAAAAUGAUAAUGAAACGCCUAUCAUUAACGUAAUGUGACGUUUCGAAGAAUUAAGUAAUUUUCUAUUUUGAAUACCUAUAUAUAGUCACGAGACUACCUGUCGUGAAAAUAUUAAUUAGUUUGUCAACAUGUCAAAAAGUUUCAGUUCCGUUUCUGUGUUGAAGAAUGUAUUAGUGUGUGUGUUUGUUCUUUGUUUGUGUUACGAAUUCAGUCAUGCUUUACGCUGUUUGAAAUGUGAAUCCUCAGAACCCGACAGCGACUGUCGUCUUGGCAAACGUAUGUUCAAACCGAGACUUCAAGUUUGCGUUGGACCACAUCCACAAUGUUACGCUCUAGCAAAAGUGGACGCCAAAGGCAACGCUUUGUUUCAAAGGGGAUGCACGAUAAGAGAUGUGUGCCACAGGGAUGCCCCUGACGGCUUGGGGUACUGCAAAACUUGCAAAUCGCAAUUCUGUAACUAUGAUGUUAUGGACAUUGACAUUGAAUAUAUAGAUGCAUAAUAGUCCAUUAGUAGUACUGAUGUAAAAUUGUACAUAUAUAUAUUUUUAAGAGGUUAUUAAUUAUUAAAAAAAUAUUGAUAUUAAUAACAAAAAACUCAUCAUUAUUAAAACAUGAA
Messenger RNA from Aethina tumida (small hive beetle), 636 nucleotides. RefSeq lists its product as uncharacterized. Bases 149 to 520 code for a protein of 123 amino acids. The transcript is spliced from 3 exons. NCBI's taxonomy places the organism in Eukaryota, Metazoa, Arthropoda, Insecta, Coleoptera, Nitidulidae. The record is from RefSeq and is a predicted model, not a curated record.